Gossypium raimondii (Peruvian cotton) is the source of this 3148-nucleotide messenger RNA. RefSeq names its product OVARIAN TUMOR DOMAIN-containing deubiquitinating enzyme 12. The record is from RefSeq and is a predicted model, not a curated record. Gene Ontology annotation, biological process: protein deubiquitination. Bases 1467 to 2729 code for a protein of 420 amino acids. Gene Ontology annotation, molecular function: cysteine-type deubiquitinase activity. Lineage: Eukaryota; Viridiplantae; Streptophyta; Magnoliopsida; Malvales; Malvaceae. The transcript has 11 exons.
CUCAAAAACCAAUUAUUCGCCAGUCUCCUUUAAAAAUUCAGAACAACUCAUUAAAUGGAUUUUGAAGAUGCCGCUUCAACUCAACGGAAUAUCACGUCCGCUCGAAACUCUGAUCCAACGGUUGAAAGGGCCAUCCGUACGGAAUCAGAUCGGGAGUUGCUUGUCUUUUUAACGCCCGCGGGAAACAAUUUGUUUAUAAAUACGUCAAAAUGAAGCUAUUUUAGUUUUUUCCCCUUUUUUUAUUUAUUUUUGUAUACUUUUUUUUCGUUUCAAAAAAUUCAACGUUCGAUCGUUAUCUUAAGUCACUCGUGUACUCCAUUGUUUCUUGUGAAAUAGUUCCUUGUUUGCUUUUGUGUCUUGUUUUUUCCUUUUGAAACUAAGGUUUCAACCUUCCUGGUUUGGUGAGUACUGUAAAUUCCAGAUCUUUUUUUAUUGUUUUGAUUGAAUGGACUUGGAAAUGAUCACCUAUUUCUGGGUUUAAUUCGUAUUGUUUAUUAGUGUUUUCUGAAUUCUGGGGUUUUUUUCUUUUUUAUGUUUUUAGGUUGCUUAAUGAUAAAGUUCGGAUUUUUUAUUUUUAAUCUUUGUGUUUAUCUGUUUGAUCGGCUACAUCAAGUUUUCAUUUGAAUCGACGUGUUUUUUUUUUUUUGGAAAUUUCGAGUUUUGUGCUUUGUGGUUUCCAUGGUUUUGUAUAUGUUAUUGCUAAGAAAUCGUGUGUAUGAACUGUAAAUUAUAUCCAGGCAUAAGAGAAACCUUAAAGAAUUAAUUGUCGUUUUAGUCAUUAAAUUUUCAGUAGUUUAUUCAGAAAUGAAACUCUAAGUGGAGAGUAUCUUAGAGUUGGAUCUAGAUCAAAGUGUAAAUAAAGAAAGUAUUUUAUCUAAUUUGACUUUGACAAUUUUUAUUUAUUAUCUUUUAAGAUGGUUGCUUUAGGAUAGAAUAGAAUUGAUUCCACUGGUAAAUUUAGAGGGCUAACACGAUUUUAUUCUGUAGUGCAAUGAAAAUCCACUAAAACAAACUUUUUUAAUGUAGUCCUUUUUGUUGGCUUUAUUACAAAGUUAUUCUUAUUUGGGGUUUCGUCUGAAAUGAAAAGAAUAUCUUUCUCAUAACUCCUUUUGGGUUUCUUUUUAGACAAGGUGGUCUUGAUUCUUAACUCAUGAUCAAUAGUGCUUACUUUUUUAAAGAUAUAUUUGAAGGAGAAAGUAUCCUCAGAUUGAGGAAAAUAAAUUGAUACUUCAUCAUUUGUUUAUUUACAGAAUUUUUAGUACCUUUUUGCAAUUAAUUUUAAUUAUUUUGAAUGAACUUUCACAGAGUAUCAUCAAUACAAAUAUAGUUCAUGUAGAACUUGGUGCUCUAUAGACAAUUGACUUAAAUAGUUUGAAAAAACUAGAGCAAAUAGAUAUGACUACUUAGAUUUCUAGGUUUCCAUAACUUUCCACAAAGAAAGUGUAUUGCUGCAGUUUCUUAGUUUGAUGCUUGCAGCAGAGCCUUUGCCCUUUGGUUUUCAGGGUAAUUGCAGUUUUAGGACUUAUUUCUUCAUGCAUGAAUACGGAUAUCCAAAUGCUUUUUUUUAUUAUUUUUUAUUUGUGAACAAAUAUCUAAUUGAGAAUUGCUUGUACAGAUGGUCAAGUGUUUGUUUGAAGUUGAUGAUUAUGAAUCAGCAAGAUUCAGAUUUCAUGCAUUGGGUUCUGGGGGGUGACCUGUUUUAUCCUUCCGUAUAUAGUUAUACAAUACAGCAUGAUAAUGGUGAAAUGUAUCAUCACAUGCAUGAUUUUAGAGGUCAUACGGAUGCUCAAAGCAGCCAGAUAGAGAAUGAUAAGGUCAUUGCUGGUAUCCUUCAGGAAGAGUUCUCACAUCUGGAUGUAGCAGAAGCUUCUCAAUUUUCUCAUGCUGAUGAACAACAAUUGCAGGCAUCCAGUGGACCUUAUGAUUGGUAUAGUCCAUUAGCAACAAACUACAAUUAUUCAGCCUAUGAAUAUGGCCAGGAUGAAUCUGAUGUUUUGGUGCCACCUAGUUCGUGCCCUAGCCCUAGUGAUUCGGAGGAUUUUUCCAGCUCUUUGGAGCCGACUGAUGGAUAUUAUAUACUAGAUGAUGAUUUAGGCAAGAGGUUGAAUCAAAUGAUUCCUAUUCCUCAUGUCCCUAGAAUCAACGGCGAAAUACCAUCCUUCGAUGAAGCAAUGUCUGAUCAUGAAAGGUUGUUAAACAGGUUGCAGCUAUACGGUUUUGAUGAGCUCAAGGUUCAAGGAGAUGGUAACUGUCAGUUCCGUGCACUGUCAGAUCAGAUAUAUCGUACACCAGAUAAUCACAAAAAUGUGAGACGUCAAGUUGUAAAUCAGCUUAAAUCUCACCAAGAGGCAUAUGAAGGAUAUGUCCCCAUGGAUUAUGCUGACUAUUUGAAGGAGAUGUCCAAGAGUGGCGAGUGGGGUGAUCAUGUCACAUUGCAAGCGGCUGCAGACACGUAUGGUGUGAGAAUUUUUGUUCUAACUUCAUUUAAGGAUACUUGUUACAUCGAGAUCAUUCCUAACUUCCAGAAGCCAAAAGGAGGGGGGUCGGCUCUCCUAUUAGGAGAAGCCUUUGAAGUGUCGUCCUCUGAGCAGCUGAUCAGACCCUCGAACAGUGGAGUGAUUUUCUUAAGUUUUUGGGCCGAAGUUCACUACAACUCAAUCCACUUUCAAGGAGAUUUCCCCUCAACCGAGGUUCAAAAGAAGAAGAAGUGGUGGAAUUUUGGGAACUAACAGAAUAAAGAUAAGCCAGCCAUGCUUCCAUCAUUUUCUUGGUUUGACUCGACUAAAACAGUUUGAUAGCUUGAAGACAUACAUAUGAGGACAGUGUUUCCUUUGAACCUUAGAAAUACAUUUUCAUUUCCGAACAAUAGACGGGUACCUAAUACUACUAUAUACUAUGAAAAAAAGAAUAAAAGACAGCUCCAGCCUAUGAAUAAGGAAAACUGUAGCAGAUGUUGAGAUUUGAUCUCUACAUCUGUUGAAAGUCACUUAAGAGUGGCCAUAAAAACGAAGGGGUUAAAUCCAUGGUUCAUUCUUUUUUGUUUUUGGUAUCUUUUUACCAUUUUACCUUUCCUUUGAAUGUUACCAAUAUGCACAGGUCAUAUUUUGCACACAGGAAAUAAAUACCAAGGGGUUAAAUCCAUGGUUCA